Molecule: messenger RNA, 1216 nt
Organism: Mucor mucedo
Lineage: Eukaryota; Fungi; Mucoromycota; Mucoromycetes; Mucorales; Mucoraceae
Product: kinase-like domain-containing protein
Exons: 8
Coding region: 117-1184 (355 amino acids)
Biological process (GO): protein phosphorylation
Molecular function (GO): protein kinase activity; ATP binding
Source: RefSeq, a predicted model, not a curated record
GGACGCACAAAGAGUCACGUGCAUGAAAAACACGAUACACUAAAAGUUUUUUUUGUACCUUUUUUUGUUGUUGUUGUCGUUCAUACUCUUUUUUUUUUCUUUAAUAAGCAUUCAAAAUGACGAAAACCACAAUCAUGAAGCGCAUAGUCGCACUAUUUAAAAAGACGCAUGAAAAAAAGGAAGAACAACCCCCUUACCCACCAGAGCUCGAAAGCACUUACAAGAUUACGAAAAAGACGUUGGGAGUUGGCUCGUUUGCUGUUGUUAAGGAAUGCAUUCAUCGGUCUACGCAUCAACCUUUUGCGCUCAAGAUUAUAUUAAAGAAGGCAAUUGCAGGCAAGGAGCAUAUGUUGAGUAGCGAACUAGAUAUCUUGAAACAAGUGAGACACCCACACAUUGUAUCAAUGCAUAAUUUAUAUGAGUCAAAAGACGCCGUGUAUAUUGUUACAGAUCUGGCUGGAGGAGGAGAAUUAUUUCAACAGCUAUUAAAGAAAGGAAGUUAUACCGAAAAAGAUGCUUCGAAUUUGACCAGACAAAUGCUGGAAGGCUUACAAUAUUUGCACGAACGAGACAUUGUGCAUCGUGAUAUGAAACCUGAGAAUUUACUAUUUCAAACAGUUGGUGACGACGCAACUUUAAUGAUUACAGAUUUUGGGCUUAGUAAAAUUUUAAAAGCACAAGAUGAUAUUUUAACAACGGCAUGCGGCACACCUGGUUAUGUUGCGCCCGAGGUUCUAUUACAAACAGGACACAACAAACCUGUGGAUCUAUGGAGCGUAGGCGUGAUUUUGUUUACAUUGUUGAGUGGGUAUACGCCAUUUUGGGGUGAAGAUCAAACGAGUUUGUUUGAAUCCAUCAUGUCUGGUCAAUACGAAUAUGACGAUGAAUACUGGUCAGAUAUAUCCAACUCUGCCAAAAACUUGAUAGAUAGAUUAUUGACGUUUGAUCCUAAUGAACGUAUCACAGCAGAAGAAGCACUUUUACAUCCGUGGAUCAAAGGAUCCAAGGAAGCAGGACCUAGAUCCAGUACAAAUUUAGCGCCUGCUAUUCGUAAAGGCUAUAGUAGCCGAGGCAGUUUAAAUGCCAUUGCGCUUCUAAAUCAGCAGUACAAGACUUCGGAAGAGUCUAGCGAGGAAGAAUUUAGAAAAAGUGCUGAAGUAAAAGAUCUUGAAGUUUUAAACUAAAAGGAAAACAAGGAUUUAUUUGUUUUUUUUAU